AUGACAGUCCCAGAGUCUAGUGGCUCAAAAGCAUCAGAGCGAAAGAAAACGACUUUCAAGAGUAUCAAGCAGGUGUUAAAUGCGGAAUCUCAGGUUGACUAUUCCUCAGACGCCGUUCUUUAUGGCCAUAUAAGUGCACCACCACGUGCUCGUCCACCAAUGAAAGUGUCUGAUCUUAGUGGAAUACCAACUGCAUACACAGAUCCAUUAACAAAACUUGAUUAUGCAUCUUCUUCAGAAUUUCGAAGAUUACGAUAUUUACCUCAACACGUCAUAAAUGGCUAUUUAGCUUUGAAGGGCAACUCAAACAACUGAAGCCAUCUAAAAUUUGAUGAUUUACAAAAAAAA
Heterobilharzia americana is the source of this 348-nucleotide messenger RNA. Lineage: Eukaryota; Metazoa; Platyhelminthes; Trematoda; Strigeidida; Schistosomatidae. The record is from the annotation of a GenBank genome assembly.